AUGAUCACGCCCUUUGAAUGUUCUCAGUUUGAACUUGCUGGAGGCUGUGAAUGCCGUGAUGGAUUUACACUUGAUUAUAAUAGAAAAGAUUGUACACGUUCUCUAGGAGUAAUAGAUGAAGGCUUAUCUGUAGUAAAGGAUGGCCGUUUCUGUUAUGCACUUACAGACGUAGCCUUUGGAAAUAACAGGACUUUCCGGUGUUCUGAUGAUUUAUUGAAUGUCAUAUCAAUAGAAUUUGAAAAGGAAAGAAAAAAAAUAAUGUAUCUGCAAGAAAACAACAAUACUUUUGAAAUUGGUGUGAUGGAGUUGGGUCUUUGGACAAGGGAAAUUUUAUAUACAAGUCAAACAGCAAUCAAAGGGUUUUCAUGCGUCGUGAAUGAAAAUAUGGAAGGAAUUUACUUUGCCUCAAACGAUUCCAUCAUGCGGUAUAACUUCAUAGAAACAGAUGUCAUACACAAGGAGAAAAACGUAAUUUUGUCGAUUGCCGUUGCGUCUGGGAGAAUCGCAUGGGUCACAGCAGAAAACUACUUUAUUAAAAUCUCUGACUUAGAUGGUAGCAGAAAACGAACCUUAGUGAAAGCCCUGGGAAUAAGAAACAUUUUCUUCAGUCCGCAUAUGAAAAGGCUGUUUUGGACGAGUUAUGAAGGUAUAAUGAGUAUAGACAAAGAUGGUAGAAAUCAACAAGUAAACAGAUAUACUCCGGGGGCCACAGUUGAUUCACUUUUACACUAUCAGAAUUUGCUGAUAUGGUCCAUGUCGACAGCUAAGGAAAACUUUAUAUGCUCAUCUGAAUAUGGAAAUGGAGCAGGAGCGAAACAAAGAUGUGUUCUCCUGGAAGGAAAAAUAACGGACAUUGUGAUAAAUGACAGACUGUUAUCAUCAGAAGACAGUUCGUCUUUUUGUUCAACUGGGUGUCAACAAAUGUGCCUAAAAUACCCUAAAUAUAAAAGAUAUAGAGGGAGAGAGGAAAAAUGCGGAUGUGAAUUUGGGUUUAGGGAGAGAGACAAUAAUUGUAUCAGAGUAUUAUGGGGGAUGGGGGUGUAUUUGUUGAUUGGAAUAGCUGCCAUGUGA
Messenger RNA from Saccostrea cuccullata (small rock oyster), 1071 nucleotides. RefSeq lists its product as uncharacterized. The record is from RefSeq and is a predicted model, not a curated record. The transcript has 8 exons. The coding region runs from base 1 to 1071 and encodes 356 amino acids. Lineage: Eukaryota; Metazoa; Mollusca; Bivalvia; Ostreida; Ostreidae.